Ochotona curzoniae (black-lipped pika) is the source of this 2377-nucleotide messenger RNA. RefSeq names its product CD244 molecule (gene CD244). The record is from RefSeq and is a predicted model, not a curated record. The coding region runs from base 476 to 1723 and encodes 415 amino acids. Gene Ontology annotation, biological process: natural killer cell activation involved in immune response. Gene Ontology annotation, cellular component: external side of plasma membrane. Lineage: Eukaryota; Metazoa; Chordata; Mammalia; Lagomorpha; Ochotonidae. The transcript has 9 exons. Gene Ontology annotation, molecular function: MHC class I protein binding.
GAUGGAGAGAACUGGACAAUGUCUCAGACACCCACCCUUUGAAGGAGACCGCCAGGCUCAGGCACAGAGAGGGAUCAGAUGUUGAAGCUGGGUUUGUGGGUCACGGGGAGCCCCAAGGACCCGCCCACUCACUGUGCGCUUCACAGCGUCAGUUUGUGGGAACUGUCAGACCAGGUCCAGUGACCGGGGAUUUCUCAGAGGCCUUGUCAGUUCACGGCAGCUCUGCGCAGCAUCGAACUGAGGAAAUUGUGGCUGGACAGACGGCACCACAGCUCUGAUACCACAGCCUCGCAGCUGCCCAGCAGCUGCUGAGCCCUUGCACACCAGACUAUCUGGUGGGUGAAGGGGCUUCCUCUCUGUCUUUUGAGGAUGCUGAGGCCACCUGACCUUUCUUUCCUCAUCCACACACUCACCUUCCUUCUGCUUCUCAAGCAGCAUCAGGGAGAAGAACGCCCAGGUGAUACUAUCCAAAAGAAUGGCGUCGUGGGAAUGCCUCUCCAGUUACAGCCUCCAAUCCUUCAAGACACAGACAGAAUUGGAUUCUUUAAUGUGGAAGGUGAACCAAUCCUUCUCUACUAAGACUCAGGCCAUAUGUAAUUGGAAAAAAGAAAAUAGUAUGUUCGAAAAAUUUUCUCCUCCUAUUCAUCUCACUGCUACAUGUAUAAAGGAAAAUUGGACUCUUCACAUUGAGGCAGCAAAGAAGCAGGACAGCGGUCACUACAUACUGCAAAUCACCUAUACUAAUGGCACUGUUUAUACAGUCCAGUUCAAUGUUUCCGUGUUUGAUCGUGUCAAGAGGCCCGACAUACAGGAGGACUGGAAGACCCUGGAGACAGGAACAUGUCAACUGACUCUGUCCUGCCUGGUUUCUAUGGAUGGCAACGUGAACUACACUUGGUACAGAGAUGGUGAACUGCUCCAAAUGGAGAGCAACUUCACCUACGUGGAACUGUGGAGUGAUGCUAAUAGCAAUAACACAUAUACCUGCAAUGUCAGCAACCCUGCCAGCUGGGCAAAUCACACCAUCACCAUUAACCAGGGCUGCCUGAGUGCCCACCAGGGAUCCAAAUUUCUGCCCUUCUUGGUGGUCAUCGUGAUUCUGACCAUGCUGUUUCUUGGCGCCGUCAUCUGUUUCUGUGUGUGGAGGAGGAAGAGGAAGCAGUCGGAGACCAGCCCCACGGAAUUUCUGACAGUUUAUGAAGAUAUCAAGGACCUGAAAAUGAGAAGUCAAGUAUGGCAUCGUAGGGGCUGGAGUCUUUCUCAAUGGGUUUGGAAAAACGCUCUUUGUGGGAUGGGCAUUCAGACCAGGCACAGAGAGCUGCUCAGCUGUCCUCUGCAAGGGACCCUCAGCCGUCCCCAGCUGUCUUCUCUCUGCACACGACCCUAUCCCAUGUCUGUGCAGGAGCUUCAGCAGCAGCAGCAGCAGCAGCAGCAGGAGCAUCGGGUGCAAGAGGAGGAGCAGCAGAAACCCCCAGGAGGGAGCACCAUCUACUCCAUGAUCCAUGCUCAGGCACCUGCUUCUGUUCCACAAGAUGCUUCGAAUGCAUCAAAUACGCUGUAUGCACUCGUACAGACCUCCCGGAAGUCUGCAUCCAAGGAGAAGACCCGCAGCUCUCCUGUCAGUUACUCCAUCUACGAUGAGGUUGGAAGCAAAACACCUAAAGCACAGAACCCUGCUCGAUUGAGUCGCAAAGAGCUGGAGCACUUUGAUGUUUAUCCCUAGGUGCUGGAGCCAUUCUCACUUCUCCAACACAUCAGCAUCUGCUUCGGGAAUUAGCACAGUGGAUGAUGCUACAGGAAUCUCUACAGGAAAGUUCCUAGUCAGGAAGGGAUGUGGAAAUCUGUUGAUGGCCUAUGUUUUGUUUUGAAGAUGAUUUCUCACAAUCAUGAUAAGCAUAAAUCUGUUAAGUUUUAUCUCCAAACUAAUAGCCAGGACAUGAAUGGAUGGAAAUGCUGGAUCAUUCCUAGAACACAUCUCAGGUACUAGUAAUCUGUCAAAUGUUAUGGAAAUGCCCGUUGGUGCUGAUGUUAGCAUGGAGAUUCCCUUUCUCAGGUUUCCUAAUCUGUUCUGUGGCUCCCAUUCUCCCAGAUCUGGAAUGACUGCAUUCCUAGAUCCUCUCCCUGCCUAGAUUCAUCUUCCAAAGCAAGAAGAGGAAAUGAUGGUGACUUCAGGGCAGAGUAAGAUGUCCUCCUUUGUGAGGUACAUUUUUUGGGAUGUUGCUGGCAUAUUCUCUGAGAUCAGAGGUUGGGCUUGACUCACAUGAAGAUGAACAACUUUCUGCCAUAUCUUACACCCUACUUCUGGCCAGCUGGUCACAAAAGGGCAUGGGCAGACAUGAGAGUUGAUGGUGCAAAGCAACCCAUCCCUGAAAAGAAA